UUUCUAACUCGACCGUCACAGCAACAGCUUCUCACUCAUCCACCCACGCGCCUCUCUUUAUUCUCACCAUGGCCCCCGAAAUUGGAAUCGCUAACCUGCCUGAUCAGAGGUGUGUUUUGUGCUUGCUGCGGUUUCGUAGUGUCUGCUGUUGGGGUGGGAGGGAGGAGGGAGAGAGGAAGGAGAAGCAGACACGCGACGCGUCACCUCUUCAACAGUCUGCUUUGCUAACGACGGUUCUUAUCAUUUCUAGACGCAAAAUUGUCUCGAAGCGAGGUGCUUCGUUCACGUUGAUGGUCUGCGGAGAGUCUGGAUUAGGCAAGACCACCUUCGUCAACACCCUUUUCUCCACCUCGGUCAAGAGCUAUGCGGACAACAGACGUCGACACGCCAAGCAGACCUCUCAGACGGUCGAGAUCGAGAUCACAAAGGCCGAGCUCGAGGAGCGGGACUUCAGGAUCCGCUUGACCGUCGUCGACACUCCUGGCUUUGGCGACUACGUCAACAACAAAGAAGCGUGGACGCCGAUCGUCGAGUUCCUCGACGACCAGCACGAGAGCUUUAUGGUGCAGGAGCAGCAGCCUCAUCGUGCUGAGAAGGUCGAUAUGCGCGUCCAUGCCUGUCUUUACUUUAUCAGACCUACCGGCCAUACCCUCAAGCCUCUCGAUAUCGAGGUCAUGAAGCGGCUCUCGACCCGUGUCAAUUUGAUCCCUGUCAUCGCAAAGGCUGAUACAAUCUCUUCGGAGGAUCUUGCUGAGUUCAAGCUUCGGAUUCGCCAGGUGAUUGAGGCACAGGAUAUCAAGGUCUACACUCCUCCUAUCGAGGAUGACGACCCGCUCAUGGCCGACAAGGCACGCGAGAUCAUCGCCGCGAUGCCAUACGCAGUGAUUGGAUCGGAGACCGACGUGCAGACCGCCGACGGCCGCGUGGUCAAGGGCCGCCAGUACCUCUGGGGCGUUGCCGAGGUCGAGAACGAGGAGCACUGCGACUUUGUCAAGCUGCGGGAUCUGCUGAUCAGAAUCGACAUGCUCGAUCUGAUAUACUCCACCGAGGAGAAGCACUAUGAGGCCUAUAGACUGCAACAGAUGGAGACGCGCAAGUUUGGCGAGGCCAGGCCGCGGAAGCUUGAUAACCCCAAGUUCAAGGAGGAGGAAGAGGCGCUCAAGAGACAGUUUACAGAGCAGGUCAAGCAGGAGGAGAAGAGGUUUAGACAGUGGGAGCAGCGUCUUAUUGCUGAGCGCGAUAGGCUGAACAAGGAUCUCGAGAAGAUCCAGGACAGCAUUCACAUGACGCAGCUCAAGCUUGAUGCUCAUCCAAACUACUCGGGCGGCCGGAGUAAUGCUAAACGCUGAUCUGGUUUUUUCUUUUUUGUUUUUUAUAUUUCCUGUUUCUUUGCUUGCUCUGUUUUUCAUUCCUAAAGGACAACUAAAAUUCCAGUACUGCUUUGUUCAUCUUGUUUCUCUUUUGUCUUUGUAUAUGAUUAUGUUUAGGGUUUGCUUCUUCAAUGUCUAUCCAGUUCUUUUUCUCUUUUCCAGAUCUGAUUGCUGUACUGGUAUCGAUCGUCCAGCUGUGAGGUUUACGACAGCAAGUCUAUAGUUUGCGUGGAUUGAUGGAGUAGUGUGCAGUAAUACAAUGUUUCAAAAACUAAAUGAUUUGAAUUGAUUUGAUAAUCUGUACUGUUUGUUGUGUAUCCUACACGCAUCAUUCUUUCUCCUUACAUUCUAAGAAUGUUUAAACGAAUCCCUUGCGAGCUGGA
Molecule: messenger RNA, 1753 nt
Organism: Myxozyma melibiosi
Lineage: Eukaryota; Fungi; Ascomycota; Lipomycetes; Lipomycetales; Lipomycetaceae
Product: septin-4
Exons: 3
Coding region: 69-1349 (426 amino acids)
Biological process (GO): intracellular protein localization; cytoskeleton-dependent cytokinesis
Cellular component (GO): septin ring; septin complex; cytosol
Molecular function (GO): GTP binding; molecular adaptor activity; GTPase activity
Source: RefSeq, a predicted model, not a curated record